Molecule: messenger RNA, 3504 nt
Organism: Cheilinus undulatus (humphead wrasse)
Lineage: Eukaryota; Metazoa; Chordata; Actinopteri; Labriformes; Labridae
Gene: mthfd1b
Product: methylenetetrahydrofolate dehydrogenase (NADP+ dependent) 1b
Exons: 28
Coding region: 100-2904 (934 amino acids)
Biological process (GO): tetrahydrofolate interconversion
Cellular component (GO): cytosol
Molecular function (GO): formate-tetrahydrofolate ligase activity; methenyltetrahydrofolate cyclohydrolase activity; methylenetetrahydrofolate dehydrogenase (NADP+) activity
Source: RefSeq, a predicted model, not a curated record
AAAGUUUUUGGCUGCAGUCGGCGUGGUUCUCUUCUUGUCAGGCAGUGGACGUGCAGGAGUUCUCGAGCACCUUACAACACCAACUUUCUGGACCAAAAGAUGUCUGCGCAAAUCAUAAGCGGGAAAGAAGUUUCGGCGCAGGUGAGGGAGCGCCUGAAGAAGGAUGUGGAAAAGAUGAAACUUCAUGACCCCAACUUCAGACCUGGUCUCGUAGUUUUACAGGUUGGAGACCGGGAGGAUUCUAACUUGUAUAUUAGCAUGAAGUUGAAGGCAGCAGCAGAGAUUGGAAUAAAUGCCACACACUUGAGACUUCCCAAGACUGCAACAGAAGAGGAGGUCCUUCACAGCAUCACUGAAGUGAAUGAGAACUCGUCGGUCCACGGCCUCAUCGUGCAGCUGCCCUUGGACUCAGUUCACAAGAUCGACACAGAGAAGGUCACUAACGCAGUAGCCCCUGAGAAGGAUGUAGAUGGGCUAACUAGUAUAAAUGCAGGGAAGCUGUCUCGUGGGGACUUAGGCGAUUGCUUCAUCCCCUGCACACCAAAUGGUUGCAUGGAGCUCAUCAGACAGACUGGUGUGACCGUCGCAGGAAAGAGAGCUGUGGUGCUUGGUCGCAGUAAAAUCGUGGGAGCUCCCAUGCACGACCUUCUGCUGUGGAACCACGCCACUGUCACAACCUGCCACUCUAAAACAGCUGAUCUAGCUGGAGAGGUGGGUAAAGCAGACAUCCUGGUUGUGGGCAUUGGGAGAGCAGAGAUGGUGAAAGGAGAUUGGAUCAAGAAAGGAGCAGUGGUCAUCGACUGUGGCAUUAACCACAUUCCAGAUGAAACUAAACCAAGUGGAAAGCGAGUGGUGGGUGAUGUUGAGUAUGCCACAGCCAAGGAGCAGGCUGGAUUUAUCACCCCGGUGCCCGGCGGUGUUGGACCUAUGACUGUCGCCAUGCUAAUGUCGAACACAGUGCUGAGUGCGAAGCGUUUCCUGGAGAGCCAUCAGCCAGGGAAGUGGGACAUUUCUUACACCAAACUCAACUUGCAGAAGCCUGUGCCAAGCGACAUUGUGAUUUCUCGCUCCUGUGUGCCCAAACCCAUCGACCGGCUAGCCAGAGAGGUGGGGCUGCUCAAUGAUGAGGUGGAGCUGUACGGCAAGACUAAGGCCAAGGUCCAGCUGAAUAUCAUCAAACGACUUCAGGCCCAGCCGGACGGCAAAUACGUGGUGGUCACUGGCAUUACACCCACCCCUCUGGGUGAGGGAAAAAGCACCACCACCAUUGGCCUGGUUCAGGCUUUGGGAGCCCACAUGAAGCUCAAUGUGUUUGCAUGUGUCCGUCAGCCCUCUCAGGGUCCAACCUUUGGCAUAAAAGGUGGCGCUGCUGGAGGAGGAUAUUCUCAAGUCAUUCCAAUGGAGGAGUUCAACCUCCAUCUCACUGGUGACAUUCACGCCAUCACAGCUGCAAACAACUUGGUGGCUGCAGCCAUCGAUGCGCGCAUGUUCCAUGAGGCUACACAAUCCGACAAGGCUUUGUAUAACCGUUUAGUGCCGCUCAGUGGAGGACAGAGGAAGUUCUCUCCAAUCCAGAUUAACAGAUUGAAAAAACUUGGCAUAGAAAAGACUGAUCCCUCCACACUGACUGAAGAAGAGAUCACCCGCUUUGCCCGUCUAGACAUCGAGCCAAGUUCAGUCACAUGGCAGAGAGUGUUGGAUACCAAUGAUCGAUUCCUGAGGAAGAUUACCGUCGGCCAGUCCUCUACUGAAAAAGGACACACAAGAGAGGCCCAGUUUGACAUCACAGUGGCCAGUGAAAUCAUGGCAGUACUCGCUCUCACUAGCAGCUUAGACGACAUGCGACGGCGCCUAGCCAAGAUGGUGGUGGCCACUAGUCGCAGUGGUGAGCCAAUCACCACUGAGGACCUGGGUGUGAGUGGAGCUCUUGCUGUGCUCAUGAAAGAUGCCAUCAAGCCAAACCUGAUGCAGACCUUGGAGGGGACCCCUGUGUUUGUCCAUGCUGGUCCAUUUGCCAACAUCGCCCACGGUAACUCCUCCAUCCUGGCCGACAAAAUAGCUCUGAAGCUGGUGGGACCUGACGGCUUUGUAGUGACUGAAGCUGGCUUUGGUGCUGAUAUCGGUAUGGAGAAGUUCUUUAACAUCAAAUGUCGCUACUCCGGCUUGAGACCCCACGUGGUGGUACUAGUGGCCACCGUCAGAGCUCUGAAGAUGCACGGAGGAGGACCAACAGUCACUGCUGGGAUGCCAUUGCCCAAGGAGUACAUUGAAGAGAACCUGGAGCUGCUGGAGAAGGGUUGCAGCAACAUGAGGAAGCAGAUAGAGAAUGCACAGCACUUUGGCGUCCCAGUGGUGGUGGCUGUCAAUGGUUUUAAGACGGACACUGAGGCUGAGCUGGACUUGGUCUGCAGCAUGGCUAAAGCUGCUGGGGCCUUCGAUGCUGUGCGCUGCUCCCACUGGGCUGAGGGCGGAGCUGGUGCUGUGGCCCUCGGUGAGGCGGUGCAGAGGGCCUCCGAGGCUCCAAGCAGCUUCAAGUUCCUGUAUGAAUUGGAGCUCCCUAUCACUGAUAAGAUCCGAAUAAUCGCCCAGAAGAUCUACGGAGCGGACGACAUCGAGCUUCUCCCAGAGGCUCAACACAAGGUGGAGCUCUACACCAAACAGGGUUUCGGCAAUCUGCCAAUGUGCAUGGCCAAGACUCACCUGUCACUCUCUCAUGAGGCUGACAAGAAGGGCGUACCCAAAGGGUUCAUCCUGCCAAUAAGAGAUAUCCGAGCCAGCGUCGGUGCAGGCUUUCUGUUCCCCCUGGUUGGAACGAUGCCAACAAUCCCUGGUCUGCCCACCAGGCCUUGUUUCUAUGAUAUUGACUUGGACCCUGAGACUGAGCAGGUCAACGGGCUCUUCUAAAGCAAAGCUCUGCAGCAUGAAGAUGCCCCUGCCCCUGCCCCACCCUGGCACCCCCAUCUGAUCCAUAACAAAACAUCAUGGUGUGAUAACUGGAAGUUUUUUGAGCUCAUCUGCUGGUUCUGUUUGUACUUUUCAAUCUUAGUUUGCCCAUAUUGUUCCUGAAAUGAAAAUACAUAAACGGAAAAAAUCACUGAAAAAUUGAGCCCCCUCAGUCUGAACAAGAGUCUUUGUCAGUGGGUCCUAUCGACGUAUAUUUUCACAUCCUAGCCAAACAAUGCUUGUUAUCCAAAACACCCAGUCAUCUGAAAUCUUGUGUUAACUUUCCAUUUCUAUUUGUGCACUACACCAAGGGCCACUGUCUGUAUUAAUCUACUGAAACUGCACAGAAUGACUUACACUUUAGAUGGUGUUUUUAUAAGACUUUAUUUGUAAGUAAUGCAAGACUAUGACUGUCCUGUGUCCAAGCAAAUUAUUAAUGCUGCCUAACAAUGGCAGAGUAACCACUGCUGUGAAAAUGAACUGUCUCAAUGCUGUAAAUCAAUGGUUUCAACAAUUUGUGUCAGAAAAGAUAAAAUAAAAUGUUCUACAAGGAAAGAAACA